This is a messenger RNA of Closterium sp. NIES-67, 1537 nucleotides long. The record is from the annotation of a GenBank genome assembly. NCBI's taxonomy places the organism in Eukaryota, Viridiplantae, Streptophyta, Zygnematophyceae, Desmidiales, Closteriaceae.
GCUGACGCCAUACUCUACUAGCUGCCGUAGUGACGCAUUUUUUGGAGAAGACUGAAUGACCAGCUGAUCAGGUCCCGCUUUAGUCUCCUAAUUCUGCUGUCAUUAGUCAUCCCUCCGCAUGUCACUACCAUACCAUUGGUGCCACGAGAAAGUUGUAUGAGAUGCCUUGGCCUGCCUAGAAUUAUUCACUGCGUCGGCAUUCAAGGCAGAUUGAAGCACGCUGAACUAUCCAGCCGCCUUAUUCCUUCCUCCGUUCCUCCCGUCGUUAAAUCCACGCACCCGCCAACCCUCCAGCUUGCCAUCGCUCCACCCGUUACCAUGAGCCGCUCCCCGCGUCCCCGUCUUUCCCCAUUCCACACUCUCUCGCCUCUCCCCCACUCCUCUCCCCUCCCCACCCUCCUCCUCCUCCUCCUCCUCUCCCUCCACGCGUCGCUCCUCCGCGCGCCGUCGCUCGCGCUCGCGCUGUCGCAGGACGCCAUCGGGAGCAUCCUCGCCGACGGCAUCUCGUUCGACGGGAUCGGGCCGGGUGAGGACUUCGGCGACUACGAGGAGCGCUAUGGCGUGAGCGACGAGGACGAGUAUAACGCGGACGCGGGGGACAGCGGGCUGAUGGGCGUGGAGGGGGUGUCGAGCGAGUGGGACGACGAGCAGCCGGAGGCGCCGAUGGCGGGCGUGCUGGACGUUGACGAUGUCACACUGCCUAAGGUGGCGGAUGGCCGGAGCAAGCUGCUGCUGCUCUUCUACGCGCCGUGGGACAGAUUCAGCAAGGAGAUGGUGCCCAUCUACAAGGACGUCGCCAGGUCGCUGGCGUCUCACACCGACGUGCUGCUCGCUAAGGUGGAUGGCGAUAGGUACUGGAAGCUCUCGUCUCGAUACGACGCUGCCUCCUACCCUCACCUGGUGUACUUUGACAAGGACAACAAGCUUGGAAUCAGCUAUGAGGGUGAGAGGACGGCACAGGCUCUAGUGAGCUACAUGCUUCACGGCGAGCGGCGUGGCCCUCGGCUGCCAGCCAUACAGGCAGCGGUGGAGGCGUUUAAGGCGGGGAGCAGUGGGGAGCAGCAGGAAGCAGCCAUGGCACAGGCAGAAGCACUCGUGGCAGGGAUGAGCGCAACAGACAAGGAUGUGGGUCAGCUGUACAUCAAGGCCAUGAAGGCAGCACUUGCAUACGGGGAAGAGUUUCUGCGAAAGGAGGCGCGUCGGCUGGAGAGCUCGUUGGAAGGAGGUGGCUUGCCUCCCUCGACCUACACCAAGUUUCGCCAGCAGAUCGACAUUGCCAAGGAGUUGGAUCCAUCAGUCACAAACGAAUAGCAUGCGCCCAUGUUGAGCAAAUGAUGUCUGGAUAGUACAUAGACCACCUCCCAUUGGGUGAUUUGGGUUACUGUAUAUGCAUUUCAUGUGUGUGACUGCUAGACUUCGGGAAGACAACAUGAUAAUAAUGCGUUAUAUGACCAGUAGGCACGCCAGUCCCCGUGAAAGGAACGACCAUUCAUGACAUGUGCGAAUGAGUGAGUUCCAAUAAUUUAUGUAAUGGGCA